AUGUCCUUCUACGAGUUCAAGAAACUGAAUUUGAAGCCUGACGAACAUCCUAAUCUGUCAAGAAGUGAUUUGUGGGACCAGAUGCCCGAGCACGAGACUGUAAGAUCAGAUCUGCUAUUGCGAAGGGAAGAACAUGAGACUCGCUUGAAGUUUGAAGAAGAGCACGACGUCGGCCUCGUCAAGAAAUACGCCUCGUCCUGCGCUGCACGUUCAGCCAAUGCAGAAAACUUGAAGGCGUAUUAUGAGUCGAUGCUUCCUGCACCAAAGAAGGGUAGAAAAUCAUUGCAGCAGGAAGAACUCUUCACCAAGAAUCAGAGUCUGAUUCGGAAGAUUGUGGAUCAUGAAGCACGUCUUGCUGCUGUGAUUGCGCCGCGAAGACGCCUCAAACAGAAACGGUCAGUCGAAGAUGGCAAUCCUGAGGACAGGAAUAUGCAGGAGAUCGCUGCGGCAACAUAUUCAUCCGCGAAGACGAUCAAGCAGGUCGAGUACGCAUACUCUGCCAAGCAGAAGUACUCCAUCCAGGCCCGUCGGUACGGUUCUGUGGGAAGUGCCCAGUCUAUAUCCCGGAGACUUCAAGUGCACGCUGUCGGCGGCCACACGGUAGACCUGGACAUUCACAACUGUUGUCUGACGCUCAUAUACCAGAUUGUCCAGAAGCUGAGUCCAGAUCCCGCUCUUCCCGAUGAUCUGGAUGUCGUCUUCAAGCAGGUUGCCGAGAAACGUUCCGACUUCAUUACCAAGAUUGGUCUGCAGCACGCUGAGGGGAAGGACGUCAUCAACACUGUCUUCAACGGUGGCGCACCCCCCAAGAAGUUGAAGGAUUGCGAGGAAAUCAAGAAGUUGCAGAGGAUUGCUUUGUUUGUGAGAUGGGUGGCAUGCAAUUUGCUCCACGACGAUUACCGGAGCCUCGUUGACAACAAGACCAAGACCUUUCCAACAGCCACGAUCAUGUCGCUCAUGUGGAAUGCUGUAGAGGACAGAAUCUUGCACGUGUGGUCAGAAUACGUGUUGAGGGGAAAACCCAAGCAUUUGUCCUUACACUUCGAUGGUCUUAGAGUGUCUACUGAUGCCAUCGAGAACGUGGACGAAUACAUUCGAGAUUGCCAGGAAGUGAUCCUCAAGCAGACCUCGUUCAAUGUCAAGGUCGUGGCAAAGAAACAUUACAACUUCAUUCAGCUGAUACACGAUCAGGGCACACUGGUGAACAAGAUCUCGAAUCUGCCAGACUUGCUCAAGGUGAGUGGAAACUGCAUUCCCUGCAGCAUGUGGCACGCCAUGCCCACAAGCAAAGCAGCAAUCGUGUCAGCUGUACAAGAUGACGGACAGCAGGAGAAUGUGGAUGCAAGAAAGAUCGGGUACCGAAGCUACCGGUCUGUGGCUGCCAUGGUGAAAGUCGACCUCGUGUCGUGCGUGGGCUUGCCGCCAAACCACCUGAAGAACUUUCUUUUGCACUACGACUACGAAGGUAACGGAGUCCCACACUGCGUAUCUAUCCGCUUCGACACCACGAAUAAGAUUGCCACAGUCAUAGACGGGGCCGACGUUUACAAGCUGUCCAUCAUGAAGUUCCAGGACGCAUGUCUGUCAGCAGUCGACCGUUCUACCAUCUUAACAUAUUGGAGACGUGACACCAAGGACAAGACGGAUGCUAAGUCUGCUAUACUUCUCGACAUGGCCGCGGGAGCAUCUCAGGACUCUGAGGCGGAUGAUUCGGAUGAGGGCAUGGGCGACAAAUGCAGAUCUUCCCAUGGUAUGGUCAGGCUUAGUCAGGACGAUGCCGAGAACCCAGUCAUCUCGGAUAACAUCAUCGGCUCUCUGUGUGAGGAGACGGACGCUGUCUUGAAGGAUUUGGGAAACAAGUCACCCAGGGUUGAAGGAAGGAGACGAUGUCCUCUGUGCCCUUUUCGAUCCUUCACUCAACUUCGAUACCUCCGAACCCAUGUGCAGAAGCAUCACACCGCAAAAAAUCAGUACGUAUACUCCGGAACCAAGCAGAUCAAAGUCACUCUGUCACUCUACGACCAUGCUGCAUCGUCCCAGACGUCUGUCUCAAACUUCUUACAGACGAGUGCAUCCUUGAUGCGGAGAACCAUAGAGCCUGCCAUCGGAGAGCGUAUCAGCUACAUAGACAAGCAGAUAAGGCUGGUUCUCGAUGCAGCAGGACCUAGCUAUGUCAAUCUAUCAGCAAUUGGUUCCACGCUGCAUGUACGUCGAGCACGCAAUCUUUACUACACACAGUCCUUCGCCGAUCAGUUGAUCCGUGAGAUGGUCAUGGGACAUGCCCAGGUCAGAACUCUGGCCACUCGGUGUCACAUGGCGGCCAUGCAAGCGGGAAGCUUACUGUCCACUCUUCUCCCCAGCAGGGUUCCACAGUGGAUGCCUAUGUUGGAGGACAUUGCCAGCUCAACAGCUUUCCGGAGUAAAAUGGAGAAGAUGACGGAAUUCCUGGUGUGCGGCGAUGAGUGGCAUUAUAUUAGUAUGGAUGCUACUCUCAAACUCUGCAUGAAAGUCAUGGGACAAGCUUCCUAUCGUGCACCCAAACAGGUGCGAGACGAGGCUCCCUUCGACGAUACAGUGGCAUGGAGACGGUUACUAACGAUUCGCGGUAGAACAGGGGCGGUCCUCAUGAUGCACUUUGUCCAGAGCGAGUCCUCCGAACAGAUAGUCGAGGCUAUGCGACAGAAUUUCUCUGUGGAGCAGUUGAACUCGGUGCAUCAUGUUGGCACUGACAGUCCUUCAGAAAAGUUACUUGCCGAACUCAAGGGAAUUUGCCAAAACCUGAAGUCCCUCAUGCUGGACCCUAUUCACUUGGCAAUAGUGUAUGAGUACGGGUUCUGGAACAAGAAGAAUCCCGACAAAGACUACUGGCAGCAGCUUUAUGACGGUAGCAUGGCGAGGCCCCUCGGUGACGAGGAGACCAGAAUCAGGGCCAUGAUCCUCGACUGUUCCAUGUCCGACAGCGAGACUGCUCGCGUAUUGGAUAAUCUGAAUCCGGAGAAGCCCUUCAUGCGCCGUCUUGAUUUCAUUAAAGCAGUGGCUGCAUUGUGUCGCCGGUACAAAGUCGUGGAGGUUACGCGCAAAGCUGCAGGCCCCAACAAGGACAUCAACAAGAUACUCUGGGCAGCCUGUGCGCCGGAUCGGGUGGAGUGGCUCAUGAACAACAUUCGGGUCCGCCACUCCAUGAGAGCGUCGUACCUUUGGUUCUUGCCGAGUGGUACGUCGAGCAAUGAAGCCCUGCACGCUGAAAUUAAUUCAUGGACCAGAACCACCAACGUACUGCACAGGUCAACAUUGGCAUUAAAGUUGCAGUAUUUUUUGUACAUCAAGACACUGCAACAUUAUCUAGCUACUCAAUUUCCGAUGUCUCAUGUAGUGAGCGCAAGUAUGCUCCUUGGUCGCGCUCUGCAUGAGUCCAUAUGGAGCAGUGAAGAAUGGAGUGCAUGGUGUGCUGAGCAACAGACCGCCGGCACACAGUGCAAAGCCGAACUUCCUCUGGCAAAGGCCAGACUUGUGGAAGCUAGAGUCGUCAGGCGUGCAGUCAAGAAGAAGCCGGUCGUCCGUUCAACAAAGAAAACGGACGACCGGAGAAAGCGGGUGACUCCUUUAUCCGUCAAACGGAUGCACACCCUGAGGACUGCUGGCGUCAAACGCAGCUCGACCUAA
Symbiodinium sp. CCMP2592 is the source of this 3663-nucleotide messenger RNA. The record is from the annotation of a GenBank genome assembly. NCBI's taxonomy places the organism in Eukaryota, Dinophyceae, Suessiales, Symbiodiniaceae.